AUGUAUGUUUUAAUAGGCAUUGAAAGUGACUACAUCAAAAACAUUGAUGAACCAAGACAUUUUAAAGGAAAAAAAAAUGCACUUCUUCAGCAACGAGAACCACUCAUUCAACCACAAUCUAGCAACAACUUAAUAUUAUUAGAAAAUCCCCUACUACAUACAGACGACCUCACUCAGUCACAUCCUAGCGGCAACUUAGAGACGCCAGAAAAUCCGCCAUCUGUUAGAGAAAACAUGCAAAUAGACAAUGCUCAAGCGACAAUUACAACAAACAGCUCUCAAGAUGGACCGAAGCAAUUCGAUAUUAUUGAUGACAUGGUUUACAUCAAUGAAGAAGUAUCUUUCUCCAAAGAUGUGUGGGAUGCAUUGGAUUUAACUAUGAAACCUUCCAUUCUAGCUAGAAACACAGCAGUUGCUAUAUGGCGCGAUUUGUUACCAAGUAAAUGUUUAGACCUCAAAGCGAAACCGAGAUCAGUAGGUCAAGAACGAAGUCUUUGUUCGCCAAAAAAACUGGAAGCACUAUAUGAUGUUGUUGCCUAUCGAUUCAAAAAAUCUAAUAUUAAUAAGUCCAGAGCAUCUAUCAUAAAAAUUUGCAGACAGCACUUAUCAAGUAAAAUUACUGAUUUAAAUACAAAAAAAUUAAGUGCCACAGAAAUAAGAGAUUUACAACGCCGAGCUGCAGAUAAUGGUUACGUAUUAUUAAUUUAUUAA
This is a messenger RNA of Leptopilina boulardi, 711 nucleotides long. RefSeq lists its product as uncharacterized. The record is from RefSeq and is a predicted model, not a curated record. Bases 1 to 711 code for a protein of 236 amino acids. NCBI's taxonomy places the organism in Eukaryota, Metazoa, Arthropoda, Insecta, Hymenoptera, Figitidae. The transcript has 4 exons.